UCAGCCAAGUGCAGCCUGAAUCGUGAGGAGCGGACGAUGGGGGCAAAAAUCCCACUCUUGUUUCUUUUUCUCCAACAUUACCGUCAUUAACAUGUAGACCGGUGCGUGUCAGAAUACCUGGAGGUGCUGGCUCUCUUCUGUCUACGAGAAUAUAAUUCUUAUUAUAGUUGUGAAUAAAAAGAUUUUGGAUUAAUAGCGGACUUGUUUUGGACUAAAAGGGUUUCCUUAAUUUGUUUCCGCGCGUGUGUAAGUGUUGGACCGCAUUUAACCAGAGUUUUCUACCCUUUGGAGUGAAAAGUGCGCCAGUCUUAUUUCCCAGGUUUAUUUCCAGCGCUUGAGCGUCGAGAUUUUUUGGGGGCUAUGUGGCUUUUGGAAGGAAUGCACCUUAUCCUAACGGGACGUAACGCACAGAGGAAUAUUUUCUGAGGUGGCACACAAAAAAAAAAACAUCGGACGGGAUCCUUCCUUCACGGGGACAGGACUUUGAACUGGACAGAACGGCUCCAAGUACAUUAAAGGCUACAACCGACCACUGCGCCGCUGCUCCUGCUCCUGCUGCUUCACAUGGCAGUCUGCUCACCUCGAAAUGAUGGAAACCCUCAUCACUGACAGGCGCGUGUACUUGCCGCGAAGUGGUACUUAAAGAUGAUAUCUUUCAUGUUUUCUUCUCCGUCUCAGAGGUUGUCGACCGGACCUUUUUGAGGAAUAUUUUCCUUAAUGUGGGGAAUAUUUCUGAGAUUUCCCUUCGCCGAGCUGCAGGAAACCCAUGGCUACUACAUUUCCACCGGAUGGUUUUCACUUUCACCUGGAUUUUAAAAAGGAUCAUUAGUGACCACGACCCUCAUCAACGCCGGAGUUACUCACUUGCUUAUGCCUGUGUGUGAAUGUGACUUUAGUAUAACUGUGUGUUUGUGUUUGUAUAAAUGGCGUAAGUGAGAGUUGGAAAACAAGGAAUUCUUACUUGGAAAGGACAAAAGAGGACACAGCAAACAAGUUGAAAACAAGGAGUAGCAGCAAUGUCCCGGUGGAGGCACUAUUCGAGGACUGGGUGUCGGCUGUUUCAGACUGUGAAGGGCGGGAGCAGGAUGAUGGGAUAUGUAGGGCUUGAAGGUUCCCUUAGUGCCGGUCGAUGGGUGUCCUCUCUAAUAUGGCUGGGACUGCUGCUGCUGCUGCAGGCGUCUCCAGCUGCCGUGUCGGCUCAGAAACUUGAUGAGAACGACCCCGUGGUCACCACCGCCAAUGGCAAGCUGCGCGGCAUUAAGAAAGAGCUCAACAAUGAGAUCCUGGGUCCCGUCGUGCAGUUUCUUGGAGUCCCGUACGCCGCUCCUCCCACCGGCGAGCGCCGCUUUCAGCCCCCCGAGCCGCCGGCGUCGUGGCCCGAGAUCCGCAACGCCACGCACUUUGCCCCGGUGUGCCCUCAGAGCAUCGUGGAGGGCCGUCUGCCGGACGUGAUGCUGCCCGUGUGGUUCACCAACAGCAUCGACAUAGUGUCCACAUACGUCCAGGACCAGAGCGAAGACUGCCUCUAUCUUAACAUCUAUGUACCCACUGAGGAUGGUCCCCUUACAAAGAAACACACUGAUGAUUUAGGUGAUAGUGACCGCACGGACGACGAAGACAUUAGGGAGAGUGGAAGCCCUAAGCCGGUGAUGGUUUUCAUCCACGGGGGCUCCUACAUGGAAGGAACUGGAAAUAUGUUUGAUGGCAGCAUCCUGGCCAGCUAUGGGAAUGUGAUUGUCAUAACUGUAAACUACCGGCUGGGCGUCCUAGGGUUCCUGAGUACAGGUGACCAGGCAGCCAAAGGGAAUUAUGGUUUGUUGGACCAGAUCCAGGCUCUGCGUUGGACGAGUGAGAACAUUGCAGCCUUCGGCGGCGACCCGUUACGUAUUACUGUCUUUGGCUCAGGCGCUGGAGCUUCCUGUGUCAACCUGCUCACGCUGUCUCACUACUCUGAGGGCAACCGGUGGAGCAACUCCACCAAAGGCCUGUUCCAGAGGGCCAUCGCCCAAAGUGGCACGGCUCUGUCCAGCUGGGCCGUCAGUUUUCAGCCAGCAAAGUAUGCCCGGAUGCUGGCCCGUAAGGUGGGCUGUAACCUGGAGGACACUGUAGAACUCGUUGUGUGCCUGCAGAGAAAACAUUACAAGGAGCUGGUCGAUCAAGACAUUCAGCCUGCCCGUUACCACAUUGCCUUUGGACCUGUUAUUGAUGGAGAUGUUAUACCUGAUGACCCUCAAAUACUCAUGGAGCAAGGUGAGUUCCUCAACUAUGAUAUUAUGUUGGGAGUGAACCAAGGUGAAGGCCUUAAGUUUGUGGAGCUUAUUGUGGACAACGAAAACGGCGUCCAGGCUAAUGACUUUGACUACGCCGUGUCCAGCUUUGUGGAUGACCUGUAUGGCUACCCAGAGGGUAAAGACAUCCUCCGAGAGACCAUCAAGUUCAUGUACACUGACUGGGCCGAUAGGCACAACCCAGAGACCCGCCGGAAGACACUGCUGGCGCUGUUCACCGAUCACCAGUGGGUGGCACCAGCUGUUGCCACAGCUGACCUGCACUCUAGCUUUGGGUCACCAACAUAUUUCUAUGCCUUCUACCAUCACUGUCAGACAGAACAGGUACCACCGUGGGCAGAUGCAGCACAUGGAGAUGAGAUCCCUUAUGUGUUUGGCUUACCGAUGAUUGGACCAACGGAGCUGUUUCCCUGCAACUUCUCCAAGAACGAUGUGAUGCUCAGUGCAGUCGUCAUGACCUACUGGACAAACUUUGCCAAAACAGGGGACCCAAACCAGCCUGUCCCUCAGGACACCAAGUUCAUUCACACCAAGCCCAAUCGCUUUGAAGAAGUGGCAUGGACUCGCUACAACCAGAAAGACCAGCUUUACCUGCACAUUGGCCUGAAGCCCCGGGUCAAAGAGCACUACCGUGCCAACAAGGUCAACUUGUGGUUGGAGCUGGUUCCUCAUCUGCACAGCCUCAAUGAGGUCACUCAGCUCAUCCCAACCACCACCAAGAUCCCUCCACCAGAAGCUACCAACCGCACCCCAAAACCCAAGGUUCUGGUGACCAAACGGCCCAACCCGACCCCGUUCCCCACCGAGACCCAGGACAGCCACAACCAGCCACACCUGGUGGACCAGCGUGACUACUCCACUGAGCUGUCAGUGACCAUCGCCGUUGGAGCCUCCCUGCUCUUCCUCAACAUUCUGGCCUUUGCUGCGCUUUACUACAAGAAGGACAAGCGUCGGCAUGAUGUCCACAGGCGCUGCAGCCCCCAGCGGAGUGCCGCCAAUGACAUAGCCCACACUCAGGAGGAGGAGAUCAUGUCCCUGCAGAUGAAGCAGCACUCGGACCUGGACCGGGACUGCAGGGGGGUGGGUGACUCCCUGCACCCGCACGAUGUGGUGCUGAGGACUGCCUGCCCACCGGACUACACUCUGGCCAUGAGGCGCUCACCAGACGACAUCCCACUCAUGACGCCUAACACCAUAACCAUGAUCCCCAGCACCAUGGGGGGGCUCACCUCGCUCCACUCUUUCAACACCUUCCCCAGCAGUGGGCAGAAUAACACCCUGCCCCACCCACACUCACACUCCACCACCCGGGUAUAGCCCUGUGGAUGCACCCACACAGGCAGGACUCUGAUGGCUGAAGCAAAAAGCUAAUGCCACUGCUGCAGCAGGGACUUAAGGCUGACAUGCUGACAAACGCAUAUGUCAGGAGCUGAAACGCCAGCCUGGAGUUGCCAGACACCCAUGGAAUUACACUGGGAUUCUACAACACCCUGUUAAUACCUGAGGGAAUAUAGUCAAGGGAUUUCUGGAAAAAAAAAAAAAAAAAAAAAAAAAAAAAGAAUAAUUAUGUUUUUGUAGAAAAAUAAAAGACAAGAAGAAAAAAGUACAAAUAAGGGUUGAAGAAAAACAACCUCACAAGCUAAAACAAAGAGGAGGAUGUUUUUUAUCGUUAUUUUUGUUCUGAUAUUGCAGCAAAACAAGGUACAGUAAACUACUUUUUCUUUCUAGCGACAGAUAUGGCCUUCGGGAUCUUUUGACAAAUGACUGCUUGACGGUAUUAUCUGGAAGCAGAACAGAGCAUCAGACACGCCUCGGAGGUGAGAAGAGGGAAGCACUUUGUAAAAGAAAGAAAACAUAUUGUUUUCCUUUGGCAUCACACUGCAGAUUACUCUGUGGGGCACAGAGUAGAUGUAGGCAUGUGUUAACUUUCAUAAAUGGAGGCUAUGUAAGAUAAGGCAAAAAACAAUUGUUGAAAAGAACAAAGGAAGGACUGAAAAUAUCAAGGAAAAAAGAAACCCUGUAUGCACAAUGGAAUCAAUUUGAGGAAAAAAAAAAUGUCAUAGAUACUUUUCAUCCAUUUAUUUUUGAGGAUUGGGAACAACUUUAUUGUAUAGAACCUAUUUACAUAUCUAGAUCUGUACACUAAGCACCAAGGCUGUUUAAGCCCUCUUCUCUUGGGGGGCCCCUAUACUGCAAACCUGCCAGCAGGACUGAACCAAUGGGAAGUGGGGAUCCACCUACUGGCUUUCUGGCAGUUCCAACUUCAACACCGAGAGCUGGGGGACAAAGGAUAAUUGGAUAUUUUAGCACGAUGCGCAUGACAAUUUAUCUGCUUAAUGGCUGCUCUGCUGAUUAUGUCAUUAUUAAGAAUAAUUUUCACCCUCUCCCUUGCAUUGGAGUAAUUUCAGACGGAUUUCCUGAUUGGAUUACAGGAAAACACACACCCUCACAGGACCAUGAGAAAUGCAGCUCCAGGUUGUGGAUGUUGUGGGCUCGAUUUGGGGACAGGAAGGGGAAGGGCCGGGGAUAUGGUAAAACUUUCUUGCAUAACAUAAUAUAGCUUGAGUGGAGCUGGGCAUAUAAGGACUAGUUUUGUACUCUGUGUGUUGGUACUACUUUUUGAUAGUGUUCAAAUCACAUUACACUGUAUCAAUCAAACUCAUUGUACCUUCAGUUGAAAUCAGUGUUAUUUGCUAUUGUACCUAUUGGACCACUUUACUGUAUAGAAGUAAUUACCUACACUGCUUAUUCCAUUACCCAUUUUUCUUUUCUUUAAUUGGGAGGUGUGCCGAUGGAGUGAUGCAGUGGAUUCCCAUUGGUAUGAAAGAAAUGGAGGGUGUUUGUAGUGGAAAACAUGGUGGAAGAGUGAAUUUCUGGGCUAUGUAGCUUUUCUUUUUCUUUAUCCGGCCAGGUUCUCUAGAGCUGUUUAAACAUGAAUUACUUAUACAUGACUAAUAUAAGUCAGAGGCCAAGCACAGACAGAUCUCACUGGGUGGAUCUCUCUGGAAAUGCACAGCAGACGGAUGGGACAAAAAGCUGAGGUCAGGAUAGGUAAAUUCCCAUGAUGCGCUUUUCAUGUAGUUUUCAUUCUUACCCCAGGUUGAUCAUUUUUGGAGGCACAUUGUGUUGUAAGAAGGAAGCAAAUAUACCUCCUGAUAGCAGCUGAGACCCACAGUCACCCUUCUUUACCUUACUUUAAAGAGAUACUACUUUUCUUCGCUCGGCUCCACUCUUUUUCUACUAGAGAUUCUCUACUGUCUCAUUCUUUUACACUGAGCUGACAGGUUGGGCUGUUGAGCAAAACGAUUUCCCCUCCCAUCCACACCACCUUCCGUUUACCAUCUCCUGCAAGGCUGUCUGCUGUUGCUAACAUCUUUAGGUCAGUGGCGCCUCGGCAGCUAACGAUAGAAGCCACCGAAGUAGGAACGUGUCAUACAGCUAAGCAGACUGCAGUCGGAUCCAGUCGCUUAAGAGCUUGGAGUCAUUGUGGGGAUAAAGUGAUGAUUUUUAGAACAGACAGAGAGAAGAAUACCCUGGAUGGCAAGCCUGUUGUCUGUGUGCUGGCGCAGAGAUGCCACUUGGUAAGCUGAAACGUUUGACUCCCUGUUUUCCCUUCACUAAAGUGUAGAUGUGUGGAGGCCUCAGUUGUGAGAAUACAUCCUGCCCCUUUUGGCUCACUCACAAACACUGUGCAGUCAUUCAAAAUAAUGAGUGCAGACUACUGUGACCCCAUAUAACAUUGCAGGAGACUAGCUGGAUGGGGAGGAAAAAAAAUCUAGCCUGUUAUAGCCAAAGUUGCUUUUUGGGAUAAGAUUUAAAUUGAAUAAACUAAUUACAACUGUUUGCUCCAGAUUGUUUCUCUGGAUGAACUUAGCUGCCAGGGCUUGAUCUUUGAUUUAAACAAGAGACAGACUCCAAGGCUAUUAUCACACAUCAUCCUCAUGGGCCAGGGACUUUGUCAUACCCUUAUCUGUACAAACAAGCCAACAACAUAAAAAAAAAAAAAAUUCAGAAUGUGGGGACAAUCCGUCCUGUAGGUCUGUUGACACUUUAUGGACGGGCCACUGGCUUUCUAGAUCUAGCACUCAGCUUGCCAGUGUCUGAUUGGCAACACCCACAACACGCAUGCAAACAUGCAAAUUGAACAUGUGUGCAAGCAUCCUCACACUCAGCCAUCUGCUAAAUAAUAAGGCCUGGGCUUUCCAAGUGUUUUGGUGUCUAUUCAAGUUAUUGUAUAUAGGCUAACAUGCUCAAGAUUUAUUUGACCCAUAUAAAAAGCAACAUGGCUUUUUUUUUGUAACCUAUGCCAAUGGCUGAAAUACAAGAUAUGGAGGGGAACCUUGGUUGAAAAUGAAACACUAUUGUUGGCUGUGGAAGCUACUGUUUACUGAGAACAUUUUAAUGUAAGCUAAAACCCCUUCCAUUCAAGACAAUAUAAUGACCAAUAUGUUCUUAAUACAUAUAUUCUAAUUUUAAAAUAUACUAUGUUCCAACUCUCAACCAUGCUGGGAUCAGACUGCACAGUAUCAGCCCAAUAAUGGCCCAACUCGGACUCAGAUUUGAGGAAUAAUGCAGCAUCAUGUGACAACUGAAGGACCAGCACACCAUUUCUCGCAGUCGUAUACACAGCUAAGUAAAAGUUUACAUGAACGUUUGUUGUUGGUUUCAGUAAGUUGUGGAAAAUAACAAGUUAUGAUUGGUCGCGGUCCAACGUGUAGCCUACCAUAUCUCUCUGCCAAGUCACAACAAGAACAUUAUGAUCAAUAAAUCUGACAGAGUGGCCAUCUGAAAAGACAAACCCUUUAUGUUGUCUGAUUGCAGCAUUUGACUGUUUUAUUGCAGAGCCCCAACCUACCCGCUUUCCAUCACAUUUGGAUCCAUGUUCCAUUUGACUAAGAAACAUUCUGGGUCACAACAUACCUGUACUUUUGUUACAUUGCACUUCAAGGCACCCCUGAUCCUCUUCACUUUUGAUUUUGAUUGACAAAUUACAGUAACUUUUGAAAGAGAAAUUAAAUAUAACUUAUUUUAGUUUAUACAAUGCAAUGGAAUGCACAGACUGAUAUUUUCAUUAUUUCUGAAAAAUUGACAGUUGGCUCUACAUUUCUAAAUCAGUAACAUGUUGCUAAUAAAAAUACAUCUAUCCAUGAAAAUAUAACAGGGAUAGGGAUAGUACAUUAGUGAGCAUCCACCCAAUUCAAUCACUGCUCUCCAGUGAAAUGACAUGGGGCAAAGCAAGGGCCACCCAUUGAAUUAAACAUGUAAUUGCAGUGAUGGGUAAAUAGUCAAGCAGUUGCAGAGCCAUGCUAAGUAGCUGACAGCUGAGGAUGAAUGCUAAUUAAUAACUUGCCAUGUGUUCAAUUGUCUGAUUGAUGAUGAUAAAUGCAAGCCAAGUGUAGCGUGAGGAAAGUGAGAGAAGUGCUGGACAGCACCUGACACAUUUGAAAUUAAAAAUGGGACUUGCUAGAGGCUAUAAUGAUUUUAAUGUAUGGUGGAAAAUGCUAACAAGAUUUAGCAAGUGUGGUGACUAAACACAAAUAAGGCAGUCCCAGUUACAGAACAAGCAGUACUGCUAGAUUGCUUGAGGAUGUAAAAUUUCACCGACAGACUAAAAAGCUGUUAGACAGGAGGUGCUGAAAUGACUCAUGAAUCAAGUGUUAUAUAAGUGAGGAAAUGCAUUAAAUAGCUUUAACAUGCCUAACAACCGGCAGAGGAGAAGCAUGGUAACAGACACAAAUUGAAACAGUGUCGUUAGUGAGAAAGUGCAACUUUAAAAGCACAGGAUGACCCUGACCAUGGCUGUACAUAUUGAGAAAGCCAAUGACAGCAUAACAUAGGUCACUGAAAACUUACAUAAGCAGACCAAGAAAAAAAAGUAAGAAUGUUGGGAGAUUGAUUAAAUCUUGAGCUAGCUGCACAAAUUGAGAGUGGGCUACAGUAGACCAUAGCGUGACAGAUUGGAGCACCAGCAAGCCACGGCAUCUCUGUGAUUGAGAAGAUGUGAAAUUUAAAAUACACAGCAUGGGAAAAGACUAUAAGGAACCACUCACUGACCACAGAGACUGGAUCCAACUUCUUUUAAUAAGACUGAAACACUUGCUAGCUUUAAAGUUGUAUAAUAAGCUCUCUUGCAGCCACGUUGGGGGACAUCUGCAUUUCGUAAUAAACUUAUAUAAUUGAUCUACAAAUGACUCAACCUGGAUAACAUAAGUGAAAAGAAAGGUUAAUUACCUGUUUUUUUACCUGGAGAUUACCUUUUUCAUCAUUAAUACUCACUAGUUUUGUGUUAAAAUGUUUAUUGCCUGUCAGCAAGCUUAGUGUCCACUCAGCUGGCACUGUCUGUUGUUGACACAUCCUUAUUAAGCUGCAACCUCCAGGGCUGAAAAAUUAAACUUACACUGAAGUGCCAAAAACUGCAGUUCCUCGAAUGGCCACUUGAGGCUGCCUCCAAAAGCCCGUCAAUCCCUAUAGAGUCCCAUGUUUAAAUGCCCAACUUUACAGCAGAAAUAAACAUGUUUACAGCCUGGUACAAAGAACAGUUUUGGUCUCUACAGCUAAUUUCCACCCUCACGACAACCGUAUGCUAGGUGAAUUUUUAUAUAACUCACCCAUUUAAAUGUUGUUAGGGCUUAAAGUUAUGCAUAAUUGAGGGUAUGGUUGCUUUGAGUAGAAGGGGGUGCUGUCACAGUUGUCUAGCCACUAGCUGUCUGCUAGGCAUCACCUCAGCUAAUUCGAGUCACUGAAUGUGACCUCUCGGCUGCAUUUGUAGUGUUGGUGCCUUUUGGAGGAUUUUGGAUGCAAAUAUUGGACAAACAAUUUGGCUUGUUGUGCAGUUAAUUGACUAAAAUAACAUAUACCUGUUUUGUUUUUUUUUAGGUGAGUGAAAUUCUAUUAUUUUAUUUACAUGUUAGCACUAAUUACGUAUCAUUCACCAAACCUGGCUUGCUAGUUUCGCUUGUUAACUACCUAAUUAGCCAGCAAAUUAAUUAGCCUUGGGUUAGCCUUUGCGUAUGACGACCAGCUGUGCUAACUAUGCUAACAGAAGUGUAUGCUUGCCACAGUUAUUAAACCGAUGCACCGAAGUCUCAGCUCUACACUCGCACCAUCUCUUCUCCCAUUUUUGGAUUACCUGGGAGUUAGGCAGAGUCAGGCACUGCCAAGAUGGCGACAGCGGAACAGCCCACUCUGAGCUUCAAAACCACUCUUCUGAAACCUAUGGGUGAUAUCACAGAGGCUACAUCCAUCAUAUACCGUCUAUGAUACUUACAUGUGUGGCUAUCAGUCGGAUUUUGUGGUUGCCCUUUGAAGUUGUCAUUAUUUGGUUUAUUCAGUAUUUCCUACAAAAUACUUUAUCAUUAUGGCCUAAAAAAACAUGUCAAAUGCAUUUCCUACCUCAUAAACAUUUGCAAAGCUGCUUUUUGUGAAUGUUUGGAAAGUUGCAUUGUUUUCUUUAGUUUUCCAUUUUGUUUCUCUUCUUCUCUAUAAAUGCUGCAUUACUUUUUUUUUAUUGUGCAUUACUAUCACAUAUUGUCAAUAUACAUUGCAGACCCUUGCAAAUCUUAGAAAUGUAGGUCAUUUUACCACCAUGCUCUUGAUGUUUAUGUUUAUUUGUAUGCAUGUGCUGGUAGCACAUAAGAUAUUAACAUUACUGGAACUUUCUCAUCAAAUUUCUGAUCAGCAGCACCAUUAGUUUUCAAAUACUCCACAGGGUACCUUCAAUAUUGAUAUUAAUCGUUUUGGAAAAACCUCAACUCAUUUAAUUUACAACAUAUGCUUUCGAGUAAGGGCUAGGACUCAACACACUAGGGCUAACAGUUUAUCAUGAGUGAAUUAUAACUGAAAGAAAUCUUUAUCAAAUAAUUCAUUUUAACCCAUCUACACAAUAAGUGGCACUGCAGAAAUUCACUUAUCACACUUACUUAUCGAAUUAGCUGUAAAAAAAAGUGUUGAUAUAAUGUAAAAUGAGACAAAAGAAAAGGGAUUAUAUCAUUGUUAUUCCUGGCUCUAGCAAAUGAAAUUUACUAAAUGGAACAAAUAUAUACAUCUCAACUUAUUUGUUGAAAGUCACCAUAAACAGAGGUGUUAAAUGUAUGACAUAAGAGCUGAAGUGUUAUGAUUAAAUUACUUUAGAGUCUGGCCAGAUCAAUCGUUGAUAUGACUAAAUUAAAAUGACAGAGGUUGUACUGCAAUCUCACCCAAAUGUCUGAAUCUUCAACUAAGAAUGAUGCUAUUUAAAAAGGAGUAAUUAUAUAUGUAAUUAUAUAUCUUUGAAAACAAAACAAAAUGAAACAACGGAAAGGGCAAAAACCGGAGCGAGUGAACUGGAAAAUGUGGCGAAUGGUUUCUAUGCCAUGAGGAAGCCUGUUUACCAACUCUUCAGUGUUGCCCAGGAUUUUAUCCUUGACAAAAUGGGACACUUGGAUUUGCACUUGCACCAUCAUGGGACACUAAAACACUCUACUGAAACCCAGCCUGCUGAAAUUCUUUUAACAGCUCUUUUUAAAGGCAGGGCGACUCACCCACCUGCCCUGUGAUAGAGGAAACAUUAGGCCUUUAAACUACGAACUAAUAACAGUAAAACAUGACUGGAUAGUUAAACGAGCAAAUAAAAGAUGAAAAGAAGCUAAAAUUUAAUUGCAGCUUUUAUACUGUUUAUAUGCUGUGGCAAUUUUAACAGGGAACAUUAUGAUUUUUUCCCCUUUUGUUUAAGUUCACUGGACCAUAAACGCAUAAGCAUACACCUCUUUUCUCACCUUUUUCAAAUUUAGUCUCUGGUUCGUAACUGAAUUCAUGUUUGUUGGACUGAAAACUAAUAUUUCUUCAAGGCUCUAUGGUCAUGUUGAGGACAGUGAUUGGGUGCAGCACACAUGGAGAAGGAGUGUGUUUCUUUGUGUGUUUGGUAAAACACACAAAAGACACAGAAUCCAUGGCAUAGUUCAACAUUUUAAAACACAUGCUUGGCAGAAUUCUGUGUCAGCUCUUAUUGAGUGCAUUUACAUUGAAAUUGCUAUGCUGAUCUUGUUAAUACACAAUGGAGAAUAUUUUGAAAUAUUCUCCAUUGUCAAUAACUGAGGCUUGUAAACAUCUUAUCAAUCAGUGUUUAAUUUUGCAAUGUGCCUAAUUUCUCUUUCUGUGUUAAGAUUUUGGAUAUUCUGGUUUUUUUUUGUUUUUUUGUUUUGUUUUGUCAUGUGACAUCUGGCUUGUCCUGAAUACGACUUGAAUUUGGAUUUAUUUAUGUAAGAUAAUAGUCAGAGAAUGCCCCCCAGUUGAGAACGACUCCCAUCCAGUGUCACCCUCCUUUAAAACUGUGUGUCCAUCAUUCAAAGAGGGGAAAUCUGAACCAAUCCAGGUAGCAUUUCUUCAGUCAUUUCUGUUGAAUCCCAACGCCAGUAUGUUUUAAUGAGCCAGUAUAGCUGGGUGAGUAUGAAUCCACACAGUUUGGGACUGAUGAUACUUAAGAAACCCUGUUCUAGGGGGACGCUUCACUUUUGUUCCAGUGUAAAUCUGCCCUGACUGUGGUCGACAGUCAGCCUGUGCUGUAGUGUACAGGACAGACAGGGAGGGGAGGAACGAGCACUGCGAAUGAAUGUAACGCAACAUGCCAUUUUCUAACCUCAAAACGCAGCAGAAACGACAACAACCAAACCUCAGAUUCAUCCUGAGAGGUUUUUGCUAGCAGUCUGGAAACUAAAUGUGGAUUUGUUCUUCGAAUGCCAUUUGAAACAGGGGGGCACUAUGUGAGCUGGUCUGGCAUUUGUAAUGUAGAUUAUUUGUCACUUGUCUUUCUUUCUGGUUAAAUAGUAAUUACUCUUCUGGAGCACAAUAAAUGAUUUUAAUAUGCUGAUA
Seriola aureovittata is the source of this 12134-nucleotide messenger RNA. It is a transcript of the gene nlgn1, whose product is annotated as neuroligin 1. The transcript has 11 exons. The record is from RefSeq and is a predicted model, not a curated record. Lineage: Eukaryota; Metazoa; Chordata; Actinopteri; Carangiformes; Carangidae. The coding region runs from base 1017 to 3605 and encodes 862 amino acids. Gene Ontology annotation, cellular component: postsynaptic specialization membrane; synapse; cell surface. Gene Ontology annotation, molecular function: signaling receptor activity; neurexin family protein binding. Gene Ontology annotation, biological process: presynaptic membrane assembly; synaptic vesicle endocytosis; chemical synaptic transmission.